Messenger RNA from Callorhinus ursinus (northern fur seal), 3495 nucleotides. RefSeq names its product endoglin (gene ENG). Gene Ontology annotation, biological process: vasculogenesis. The record is from RefSeq and is a predicted model, not a curated record. NCBI's taxonomy places the organism in Eukaryota, Metazoa, Chordata, Mammalia, Carnivora, Otariidae.
GCCUGGCCCGGCCCCUUCUCUAAGGAAGCGCAUUUCCUGCCUCCCCGGGCCAGGCUGGAUGAGCCGGGAGCUCCCCACCGCUGCCGGUCAUACCCCAGCUUCCAGCCGCAUCCCCAGGCCGGGACUCCUGCCGCAGCUGCCGUCCGCAGGAGCCCAGCACCCCCUCCCCGCUCAUCCUUCGGCCAGCGACCCCCGGCCCGGCCCUGCGCCCCCGUGCCCACUUCUCCUGACCUCUCGGCCGCCACCUCAGAAGGCUGGAGCAGGGACGCCGUCGCUCCGGCUGCCUGUUCCCCUUGGGUCCCCGCUCGCGCCCACGCCGGCCCCCACGCCCGCCCGCAGCCCUGCCCCUGGACACCGGAUAAGGCCCAGCGCACAGACCCCCUGGUGGACAGCAUGGACCGCCGCACGCUUCCCCUGGUCGUUGCCCUACUGCUGGCCGUCUGCAGCCUCAGGCCCACAAGUCUUGCAGAAACAGUCCAUUGUGACCUACAGCCUGUGGACGCCGAGGUGACAUAUAUUACGAGUCAAGUUUCUAAGGGCUGCGUGGCUCAGGUCCCCAAUGCCACCCUUGAAGUUCACAUUCUCUUCCUGGAAUCCUCAAGGGAGGUGUCAGAGCUGGAGCUGACUAUCCAGAAGUCCAAGCAAAAUGACAGUCGGCCCCGAGAGGUGCUUCUGGUCCUCAGUGCGAACAAGAACAUGCUCCUGCGGUUACAGGCCCCAGGAAUCCCACUCAACCUGGCCUUCAACCCCAAACUGAUCUUCCAAGGGCACCCAGGAGUCAACACGACACAGCUGCCACCCUUCACCACCCAGAAGCAGUUCCUCGACUGGGCAGAAGCGAAGGGCCCCAUUGCAUCUAUUGCUGAGCUGAACGACCCUCAAAGCAUCCUCCUCCGUCUGGACCAAGCCCAGAGGGUACCAUCCUCCUGCAAUCCGGAACCCCUCACGGACAUGGGCCACACUCUCGAAUGGAGCCCGCUCACUCGCGCCUCUGUCCGGGGCUGCCGUUUGGAAGGUGUGCCUGGCCACAAGGAAGCGCACAUCGUGAGGGUCCUGCCGGGCACCGAAGCCGGGCCCCGGACAGUGACCGUCAAGGUGGAGCUGCGUUGUGCUUCAGGGGAUCCCGACGCUGUGCUUAUCCUGCAAGGUCCAUCCUACGUGUCCUGGCUCAUCGACGCCAACCACAACAUGCAGAUCUGGACCACUGGUGAAUACUCCUUCAAGAUAUUUCCAGAGAAGAACAUCCGUGGCUUUGUGCUCCCGGAUACACCCCAAGGCCUGCUGGGGGAGGCCCGGAGACUCAACGCCAGCAUGGUAGCAUCCUUUGUGGAGCUCCCUCUGGCCAGUGUCGUCUCACUGCAGGCCCACAGCUGCGGUGGUGGGCCGCAGACCUCUCCCCCACCCGUCCGGACCACCCCUCCCAAGGAAAGCUGCAACCAGGAGCUGCUCCUGUCCCUGAUCCAGCCUAACUGCUCCAAAGAUGUCAUGACUGUGGUGCUCAAGAAAGAUCUCAUCUCGACUCUGAGGUGCACCAUCACAAGCCUGACCUUCUCGGACCCCAGCUGCCAGGCUGAGGACAGAGAUGACCAGUUUGUCUUGCGCAGCACCUACUCCAACUGUGGCAUGAAAGUGACAGAAAAUGUGGUCAGGAAUGAGGUGGUCGUCAACCUCUUGUCAAGCUCAUCAUCACAGUGGAAGAAGGUGCACUGCAUCAACAUGGAGAGCCUCUCCUUCCAGCUGGGCCUGUACCUCAGCCCACACUUCCUCCAGGUCUCCCACACCAUCGAGCUGGGGCAACAGGGCUUUGUGCAGGUGAGCAUGUCCCCAUCAAUCCCGGAGCUCAUGCUCCAGCUGGACAGCUGCCACCUGGAUUUGGGGCCUGACACGGACACCGUGGAACUCAUCCAGAGCCAGACCACCAAGGGCAGCUGUGUAAGCCUGCUGUCCCCAGGCCCUGGUGGGGAUGUGCGCUUCAGCUUCCUCCUCCGUGGCUACAUGGUGCCCACACCCACGACUGGCACCCUCAGCUGCACCAUAGCCUUGCGUUCGAGGAGUUUGUCCCCGGACACCCACAGGACUGUCUCCACGCGUCUGAACAUCGUCAGCCCUGGCCUGCCUGACAAAGGCCUUGUCCUGCCCGCCGUGCUGGGCAUCACCUUUGGCGCCUUCCUCAUUGGGGCCCUGCUCACCGCCGCACUCUGGUACAUCUACUCGCACACGCGUCCCCCUGGCAAGCGGGAGCCCGUGGUGGCAGUGGCUGCCCCGGCCUCCUCAGAGAGCAGUAGCACCAACCACAGCAUCGGGAGCACCCAGAGCACCCCCUGCUCCACCAGCAGCAUGGCGUAGCACCCGGCCCGGAGACCUGGGGGCCCCCCAGCCAGCGCUCGCCCAGCAGGAGAGACUGAGCAGCCACCAGCUGGGAACCACUGGCCAUGAACUUAUCCCGGGACCCCAACCCCUCCACUCGACCAAGGAUGGACCAUGCCCUCUGCGCCCACCCCUCCUGCCUCCCUCUCAGAGGCCUGCUGCCAGCGGAGGCACCAGCUUGGAACACCUUGGGGUCCCCCGACCCCACCCCACCGAACCUUCAAACCCAGUGGGCCCGGACUACAGCUGCCCAGGACCAUGGAGAGAGAGACCACUGCCCUAUAAGUCCACACUGUUGUAGAAACCGAGUCCCUGUAGUUUUCACCUGGAUCCAGCACCUGGUGACCUGGGCUAGGUGGGAGGGAAGAACUCAAAACAGACUCACCCAGGCCUCCUGCACAGAAACAGAAGAGGGCCAGCCCACAGCCACCUGGAUCUGCUCCCAGCGGCCUCCACACCUGGCCUGACACUACUCUGGCAAGGGAAACAGAAGCCUAGGGGUGCCCAACCUAGGCAGAGGGGAACCUAGCUCCUCCCGCAACUGUCACAUGGAGACCUCCCCCCACCGCCACACACACACACACCCCGAGGCAGGCAUCUGAUGGGAAGUGGCCCUACUGUCUGGCCUGGACCCACCCCUAUAUACUCACCACCAAUAAAUUAGACCAUGAAAUCCAGGCUGGGCUGGGCAGGGACAAGGGGCAGGAAGCCUAAAAUGGGUGGGGAAGUGACAGCUCUGGGGUCAAAUCCUGAAUCUGCCACUGAAUUGGCUAUGUGACUGUGGCCAGGUUCCGUGGUUUGUUUGAGCCAGCCACAGUUCCCUCAUCUGUCACAAGGUCUCUGGGGGGAGGUCUGCAAAUCCGUGUCUGGCCUGUGGCCAACGGACCUGAGUCCAGUGUUCUGGCUGCAGACAGACCCCUGGAGGCUCAGGGGCCGGGGGGGGGGGGGGGGGGGGGGGGGGGGGGGGGGCGGCGGCUUGUCCCAGGCCCUACAGCCUGGGUUCCUCCCCUGUCCAGUUCCUGGACCAGCUGCAGCCCUCAUGCCCCUACUGUGUGCUAACGGAGCUAGAGAUUGAGUCGCUCAAACAUUCUGCCAUUUCCUUUUUUUUAAAAAAGUUAAAGGCUUUAA